This is a messenger RNA of Rubroshorea leprosula, 3592 nucleotides long. The record is from the annotation of a GenBank genome assembly. NCBI's taxonomy places the organism in Eukaryota, Viridiplantae, Streptophyta, Magnoliopsida, Malvales, Dipterocarpaceae.
CACUCCUUUGUUGCCUUUCUUCCUUCCAUUCCAGAGUUAAAAACAUUUCCCAAAAGAAAUCGGUGAGUGUUUGGCUUUGAUUUCCCUGAAACUAAACUUCAAUUCUCCCUCUUUUUCCACUUGUGCUGUGUUCCUUGCACCAUUUUAUUUGAUUUGCUUUUCUUCCCAAUUUGUUCCCUUCAUCGUCUCUGUUCAUGUCAUUCUUUCCAUCAUCUUCUGCUACUCUCUGCGCUUCACCUCACUUCCCUUUACACAAAUCUCCUCAUUCUUCCACCAUUCUCAUCUCUCACGAUUUGUUUAAUUUGGUUUUUCUGUUUUUGUUAAACCUUCCUUUCACCCCUUUUCAUCUUUUUACACAAAUCGGCUCAAUCUUCCACUAAUCUCACCCUUUGUUUCGUUAUCUCAGUUUCACUCUUCCGCCCAUCAAAAAAAAAAAAAAAAACCGUCCUUUUCAUUCCCUUCCUCUCAACCAAAUCCAUUUUUGCAUUAUAUAUCCAUCUCUUCAAUUCCAGUAUUCUUCCUACUAUUUGAUUUCUUUGGCCUUGUUGUCCACUGUUUUGUCUCUAAUUUCGUUUUCAAAGAUGCCCGAUCCAAUUUCCGACGCUUUUUGUGCCAAAGUUGUUGAGAAUCUAGUUGAUCGGAUUUUGAAUUUUAUUUUAAAUUCAGUCCCUGCUCGAAUCGCUGUUGUGCGCAAGUGCAACGGGAAUGUUGAGAAUCUGCAGAAUCAAGUUGAGAAGCUGAAGGAUAAAAGAAAGAGUGUGGAGAGCCUUAUAGAAGAGAUUGGCAGAAGAGGAAGAUCGAUUGAUCACAGUGUCCAGACUUGGCUGACCAAAGCAGAAGAAUUCAUCAAAGCAGCAGAGGAAGCUGUACGAGUCGGUGAUGAAUUUGCCAACAAGGAGUGUUUCUUUCGGCUGUGUCCCAAUCCCGUUCCUCGUUACAAGCUCAGUAAGGAAGCAGAGAGGAAUUCCCAGGAUAUUGUUCAACAUCUGGAAGUAGCUACUGGAUUCGGACCCCUCCUAUUUUCCCACGCUCCUCCUCGACAAGAGGACGUGGCGAGUGUUUCCUAUUCUUCUCCUACACAACAAGACGUGGCAGCACUUGUGGAAGGUUUUGAGGAGUUUGACUCUAGAAUGGAUGUUUUGAAGCAGAUCAUGGAGGCGCUAAGAAAUCCAACCGUCAACAAGAUCGGAGUGUAUGGGACUUCUGGCGUGGGGAAGACGAUGCUGGUAAAAAUGGUUAAAGGAAUGCUGGUAAAAAUGCUGGUAAAAGCCAAGCAGUUUACUGUAGUAGUUAUGGCUACAGUGACAAAGGAUCGGGAUUUGAAAAAUAUUCAAGAAGACAUCGCACGCGACUUGGGUAUCGAUCUGCUUUCUUUCAGAGAGCUUACCGAUCGACAAGUUGCAGAUGUAAUAAAGAGAAAGCUGAUGAAAGAGCGGAAAUUUCUUGUUAUUUUGGAUGAUGUAUGGGAUACUGAAAUAGAUUUCGAGAAAUUCGGGAUCCCUUCUGCAAGUGAGAUGAAGGAGGCUAUGGAGAAAAAGAGCGAAGAAAGCUCAUCUAGACAAGAAGAUAUGCUCUGCAAGAUUCUUCUAACCUCUAGAUUUCACAAUGUUCUCUCUGGUAUGAUGGGUGAGAAAGAUCCGGUCUUUGAGGUACAUAAAUUACGAGAUGAGGAAGCAUGGCAUCUAUUCAAGAAGGUUGUUGGUAGCAAUGUUGAAAGCUCUAAUUUUCAACCGACAGCUAAAAAGAUAGUUGAGAAAUGUAUCGGGUUGCCCGUUGCUAUUGUAUCUGUUGGAAAGGCCAUGAAAGGGAAGACUCAACAAUUUGAGUGGGACGAUGCUCUUACAGAAUUAAAAAAGCCUUCUCCAGACGGGAUAUCUGCAGCUGUUUAUAAUCCCAUAGAGUUGAAUUACAAUAACUUGAAAGAAGGAAAGCUCAAGCAAACAUUCAUUCUUUGUAGUUUGUUGAGCCGUAACUCUUCAAUCGACGACUUGUUAAAAUGUGGCAUGGGCUUGGAUUUAUUUCAGGUGAACACAAUAGAAGAGACAAGAGCCAGAGUACUAAGAUUGGUUAGUCAUCUCAAAAGGUCAUCUUUGUUAGUUGAUGGUAACAGCAGUUUGCAGUUUGAUUUGCACGAUCAGAUUCGAGAGGUUGCCUUAUCAAUUGCUUUUAGAGACCACAGUGGGUUAGCUUUAGUAGAUGAUGUUGCAAGGAGAAAGUUGCAAGAUAGGAAGGCGUUAGAAAAAUUGAAGUGGAUUUCUUUGCCAAAUGGUGAUAUUGAGCUUCCAGCCAAUGGGUUGCAAUGUCCACAGCUCACUUUCUUUUAUUUGUCUAACAAGGCUCAGUCUCAAGCAGUUCCAUUAGAGUUUUUUAGAGAAGCAGAUGGACUCGAAGUCUUGUGUUUGACUAAAAUUGACUUUAAGUCAACGCCUUCGUCAAUUCCCUUUAUCCCAAUGAACCUUCAUUCUUUACUUCUGGAUCAAUGUGUGUUUAAUGUCGAAGACCUUGGAGCCAUUGUGGGGAAUUUGGAGAAUUUAGAGGUCCUUAGUCUUGCAGGAUGUUAUGUUGAACAGUUGCCAAGAGAAAUGGAGAAGCUAACCAAGCUAAAGUUCUUAGAUUUGAGUGACUGCACCAAACUGAAAGUAAUUCCACGACAAGUCCUAGCAGGAUUGUCUAAAUUGGAAGAGCUAAAAAUGGGAAACAGCUUUGACCAAUGGGAUGAUGAGGAGGGAAGAAAUGCUGGGCUUGCUGAGUUAACAGAGCUGCAUAUGCUCACUGCUUUAGAGGUACGUAUUCCUAAUUUCCCAGAAACUUUGUUUCCUGAAAAUUUGGUAAGGUUCAAGAUUUUCAUAGGAAUAGCGAGCAGGAGGGAGUCUUGGGAGUAUCGCUAUUGGGACAGUUACUCCUGGAACAGCUAUUUUGAAAGCUCAAAAAUGAUGAAGCUAAAGCUGGAGGGUGCAAGCAUUAAAUCUAAUGACUCAGUUAAGAAGUUGUUGAAGAAGACAGAAGAACUGUAUCUAGAGGGAUUAAAUGGUGUCGAGAGUUUACUUGAGGAGUUAGAUGAUGAAGGUUUUCAACAUCUGAAGUGUCUCCAUGUCCAAAAUGCUCCAGACAUUCGACACAUCUUUAACCCAGCAGGGGGGUUGCUUCCUUCCCAUGUAUUUCCCAUCUUGGAGGUAUUGACUCUUUCCAACCUGGAAAAAAUGGAGAAGAUAUGUCAUGGUCUGACUGGAGCAGCACCUUUUAAAGUAUUAAGAAAGAUAACCGUUUAUGGUUGUCAUCAAUUGAAGAAUCUGUUCUCCUUCUCCAUGGCCAGACAGCUUCAACUUCAAGAAAUAAAGGUAGCAAAUUGCGACAACAUUGAAGAGAUUAUUGAUGACGUGGAGGAGCAAGGCAAUGGAAAUGAGAUCGUUGAAGAAAGUGAAGGAUGUAAGCUUGGUGGCAGUCUGCGGUCCUUAACAUUAAGAAGGCUACCAAAACUGAUUAGGUUCUUCAACAGUGGUAAUUGCAGCGGCAUCUCACUUUUCAACAAUAAGGAUGAAUAGCAAUCCAAUAGUUUUAGCUUUGUACAUUUUUAUAAAAUUUUUAAAGAGUU